AUGAAGGAAAUCAAACUCCGUCCCCUGGACGAUCGUGUUGUGAUUGAACCGAUGGAAGCCGAAGAAGUCACCGCCGGAGGCAUCGUCCUUCCCGAUACCGCCCAAGAGAAACCGCAACGCGGCACCAUAGUGUCGGUCGGCCCCGGCAAGUUGCUCGACAGCGGAUCGCGUGGCGAUCUGUCCGUGGCCGUCGGCGACGAAGUCAUCUAUGGCAAGUACAGCGGCAACGACAUCGAAGUGAACGGCAAAGACGUGAAGAUCAUGCGUGAAGGCGACAUUCUGGCCAAAGACCGAGCCCGAGCGAAAAUGCUGCGGGGCGUUGCCAAACUAGCCGAUGCUGUCGCGGUUACGAUGGGGCCCACCGGCCGCAACGUGAUCAUCGACAAGUCCUUCGGCGGACCGAGCGUUACCAAGGACGGUGUGACCGUCAGCAAAGAAGUUGAACUGGACGACCCGUUCGAAAACAUGGGCGCCAAGCUGGUGAACGAAGUCGCUUCGAAGACCUCGGACAUCGCCGGCGACGGAACCACGUCGGCCACCGUGCUGGCCCGCGCCAUCUUGACCGAAGGUACUCGCCAGGUUGCCGCAGGUAGCAACCCCUCGGCCGUGCGUCGUGGCAUCGAGAAGGCCGUUGACGCAGCCGUCGAACACCUGGUCAGCAUGGCCAAGCCCGUGUCGAGCAAGGACGAAGUUGCUCAGAUCGGGGCCAUCAGCGCCAACAACGACAAAGAAAUCGGCAAUCUCCUGGCCGACGCCAUGGAGAAGGUCGGCAAAGACGGCGUUAUCACCGUCGAAGAAGGCAAGACUGCUGAGACUACGCUCGAGUUGGUCGAAGGUAUGCAGUUCGACAAGGGCUUCAUCUCGCCCUACUUCAUCAACGAGCCGACCAGCAUGGAAGCCGUGCUUGAAGACUGCUACGUGCUGCUGCACGAGAAGAAGGUCAGCAACCUCCGCGAGCUGAUCCCGCUGCUCGAGGCCGUGAGCCAAAAGGGCAAGCCGCUGUUGAUCAUUGCCGAAGACGUUGAAGGCGAGGCUCUCACCGCCUUGGUCGUCAAUCGUCUGCGGGGUGUGUUGAACAUCUGUGCGGUGAAGGCCCCCGGAUUCGGCGAUCGCCGCAAAGCGAUGCUCGGCGACCUGGCCGUGCUCACCGGUGGUACGCUCAUCAGCGAAGACCUCGGCAUCAAGCUCGAAAACGUCGGGCUCGAACACCUCGGUCGUGCCAAGCGGAUCACGGUCGACAAGAGCGACACCACCAUCGUGCAAGGUGCCGGCAAGACCGAAGACAUCCAAAAGCGAAUCUCGCAGAUUCGUAACCAGAUCGAGCAGACCGAAAGUGAGUACGAUCGCGAGAAGUUCCAAGAGCGUCUCGCCAAGCUCACCGGUGGUGUGGCCAUCAUUUCCGUGGGUGCCGACACCGAAGCCGACAUGAAGCAGAAGAAGGCCCGCGUCGAAGACGCUCUGCACGCCACGCGUGCGGCGGUCGAAGAAGGCAUUCUGCCCGGCGGUGGUGUGGCUCUCUUGCGAUGCGAAGAAGCGGUGGAAGCCAUUCGCAGCAAGGCCCGCGGCGACGAGAAGAUCGGCGUCGACAUCAUCAAGCACGUGCUGCAGGCUCCCAUCAAGCAAAUCGCCGACAACUGCGGGCUCGACGGCUCGGUGGUUGCCGACGAAGUGCGUCAGAAGAAGGGUAGCCAAGGCUACGAUGCCAACGCCGGUGAGUAUGUCGACAUGCUCAAGGCCGGUAUCAUCGAUCCCUUGAAGGUAGUUCGCAGUGCGUUGAGCAACGCCGCCAGCAUUUCUGGCCUGAUGCUCACCACCGAAGCCUUGGUCACCAACAUUGGUGACGACAAGGAUAGCCACAAGGUCGAAGGUAGCGUUCGCUAG
Messenger RNA from Cladocopium goreaui, 1881 nucleotides. NCBI's taxonomy places the organism in Eukaryota, Dinophyceae, Suessiales, Symbiodiniaceae. The record is from the annotation of a GenBank genome assembly.